This is a messenger RNA of Aphidius gifuensis, 1413 nucleotides long. RefSeq names its product somatostatin receptor type 2-like. Gene Ontology annotation, biological process: G protein-coupled receptor signaling pathway. The coding region runs from base 35 to 1303 and encodes 422 amino acids. The record is from RefSeq and is a predicted model, not a curated record. Gene Ontology annotation, cellular component: membrane; neuron projection. The transcript has a single exon. Gene Ontology annotation, molecular function: peptide binding; somatostatin receptor activity. NCBI's taxonomy places the organism in Eukaryota, Metazoa, Arthropoda, Insecta, Hymenoptera, Braconidae.
AAAAAAAUUGAAUAACAAAAAAUAUUGAUUAAAAAUGACGGGGAUAAAUAAUUCAUCAAUAUCAAUGAUGUUUAAUGAUACAUUAUUUAAUAAUGAAACAGGAAUAAAUCCAAAUUGUGCUGCUGAUUUACCAAUAGUAUCACUUGUUAAUCAAAUUCUAUAUUCAUUAGUAUGUAUUGUUGGUUUAUUGGGUAAUACACUUGUAAUAUAUGUUGUAUUACGUUUUUCAAAAAUGCAAACAGUUACAAAUAUGUAUAUUGUUAAUUUAGCAAUUGCUGAUGAAUGUUUUUUAAUUGGUAUACCAUUUUUAGUUACAACAAUGAGUUUACGUGCUUGGCCAUUUGGUAAAUUAAUGUGUAAAGCAUAUAUGACAACAACAAGUAUUAAUCAAUUUACAAGUAGUAUAUUUUUAUUUAUAAUGAGUGCUGAUCGUUAUAUUGCUGUAUGUCAUCCAAUAACAUCACCAAAAAUGCGUACACCAUUUAUAUCAAAAAUAGUAUCAAUAACAGCAUGGUUAACAAGUGCAAUAUUUAUGAUACCAGUUGUAUUAUAUGCAAAUAUUGGUGAAGCUGAUGGUGGUGUUAUUAGUUGUAAUAUUUAUUGGCCAGAUAAUCAUGGUGGACAAACAACAUUUACAUUAUAUUCAUUUAUACUUGGUUUUGCAAUACCAUUAAUAUUAAUAUUAAUUUUUUAUUUUCUUGUUAUUAGAAAAUUACAAACAGUUGGACCAAAAAAAAAAUCUAAAGAAAAAAAACGUUCACAUCGUAAAGUUACAAAAUUAGUAUUAACUGUUAUAACUGUUUAUGUAUUAUGUUGGUUACCGUAUUGGAUAACACAAGUUGCAUUAAUAUAUACACCACCAAAACAAUGUCAAUCACGUAUAUCAAUAACAGCAUUUUUACUUGCUGGUUUUUUAAGUUAUUCAAAUAGUGCUAUGAAUCCAAUAUUAUAUGCAUUUUUAAGUGAUAAUUUUAAAAAAAGUUUUUUAAAAGCAUGCACAUGUGCUGCUGGUAAAGAUAUUAAUGCAACAUUACACAUUGAAAAUAGUGUAUUUCCUAAAAAAAAUCAUAACAAUAAUAAUAAUUUACAAAAAAAAAAAAAUAAUAAUAAAAUAAUAACAUCUGGUGGUACAUCAAAAAUUGAUAUUGAUGAUGAGGAUGGUGAAAGAGGUUUGCUUAUUAGUAAAACAUCAUCAACAACUGUUACAAUGACUUCGAGAUCGAAUAUAGCUGUUACUAAUUUUGACAAAGAUACAAUGAGUCCUAAAAAUGAUACACAAUUGACAUUACUUACACAAGUUUAAUGAAACAUAUCAAAUUUUAUUGAUAAAUAACUUUUUUUUUAGUAACAAAAUGACACCUCUAUUUACCUUGUCAGUUGUUGAUUAAAUAUUUUCAAUGACAAGUAGUUUUA